Pipra filicauda (Wire-tailed manakin) is the source of this 3211-nucleotide messenger RNA. RefSeq names its product SET domain containing 2, histone lysine methyltransferase (gene SETD2). The transcript has 17 exons. The record is from RefSeq and is a predicted model, not a curated record. The annotation marks the transcript as partial. Gene Ontology annotation, cellular component: nucleus; chromosome. Lineage: Eukaryota; Metazoa; Chordata; Aves; Passeriformes; Pipridae. Gene Ontology annotation, molecular function: histone H3K36 methyltransferase activity; protein binding. Gene Ontology annotation, biological process: regulation of DNA-templated transcription.
CUCUUCCCGGUGUCCCAACGGCGACUACUGCUCCAACAGGCGCUUCCAGAAGAAGCAGCAUGCGGAUGUGGAGGUGAUCCUCACCGAGAAGAAGGGCUGGGGGCUCCGAGCUGCCAAAGACCUGCCAUCCAACACCUUUGUCCUGGAAUACUGCGGGGAAGUGCUGGAUCACAAGGAAUUCAAGGCUCGGGUGAAGGAAUAUGCCCGGAACAAGAACAUCCACUAUUAUUUCAUGGCCCUGAAGAAUGAUGAGAUAAUCGACGCGACCCAGAAGGGGAACUGCUCCCGCUUCAUGAACCACAGCUGUGAACCCAACUGUGAGACACAAAAGUGGACUGUGAACGGGCAGCUCCGGGUUGGAUUUUUCACCACCAAACUGGUGCCGUCGGGCUCGGAGCUGACCUUCGAUUACCAGUUCCAGAGAUACGGCAAAGAGGCUCAGAAAUGUUUCUGUGGCUCCUCCAACUGCCGGGGGUACCUGGGAGGGGAGAACAGGGUGAGCAUCCGAGCGGCCGGAGGGAAGAUGAAGAAGGAGCGCUCCCGGAAAAAGGACUCGGUGGACGGGGAGCUGGAGGCGCUGCUGGAGAACGGGGAAGGGCUGUCCGACAAAAACCAGGUGCUCAGCUUGUCCCGGCUCAUGGUCCGGAUCGAAACCCUGGAGCAGAAACUCACCUGCCUCAAACUCAUCCAGAACACGCACUCCCAGUCCUGCCUGAAGUCGUUCCUGGAGUGCCACGGCCUGUCCCUGCUCUGGAUCUGGAUGACGGAGCUGGGCGAUGGCAGAGGCAGCACCGCCAACAACCUGAAGCUGCAGCUGGAGAUCAUGAAGACCCUGGAGCUGCUGCCCAUCCCUACCAAGAACAUGCUGGAGGAGAGCAAGGUGCUGCCCAUCAUCCAGCGCUGGGCUCAGACCAAGACGGCGGUGCCGCAGCUCAGCGAGGGCGACGGCUACUCCAGCGAGAACACGUCCCGCGCCCACACCCCCCUCAACACCCCCGACAUCGGCGCCAAGCAGAGCUCCGAGGGGGACGCCGACACCCCCAAGAAGCUGGUGUUCCGCAGGCUGAAGAUCAUCAGCGAGAACAGCAUGGACAGCGCCAUCUCGGACACCACCAGCGAACUGGAAGGCAAGGAGGGCAAGGAAGACCUGGACCAGCUGGAGGGAACGCCCGUGGAGGCGCCGGAGGAGCAGCAACAGCAGCAGCAGCAGCAGCAGGAGGUCAAAGCCGCCGCGGACGUGCCCGUGGAGAGCAGCAAAGCCCAGCCUGUGGAGCUGGAGGCUGAGCCCGAAGCCGAGGCCAAGGAGAGCAACGGGGCGAAGCUGGAGGAGCCCAUGGCCAUGGAGACGCCGUCCCAGGAUGAGGAGGAGGGCGUGUCCGACGUGGAGAGCGAGAGGAGCCAGGAGCAAACGGAUAAAAUCGUGGAUGUGAGCGACUUGGCCACCAGGCUGCUCGACAGCUGGAAGGAGCUCAAGGAGGUGUAUCGCAUCCCAAAGAAGAGCCAGGCGGAGAAGGAGAGCAGUGCUGACCGUGGGAGGGAUCCAGCCGGGCUCCGGGAUCAGACCCCUACUCCCAAGAACCCCCCCCUGAGCCGGGAGCGGGAUCCCGAGUGGCAGAGCCAGAGCAAGGAGAGGAAGCGCCGCAGGGACUCGCUGUCCCCUCCGCCCUCGGGCUACGAGCGCGGCACGAAGAGGCCGGAGGACAGGUAUGACACGCCGGCGUCCUCCAAGAAGAAGGUGCGUCCCAAGGACCGCAACAAGCUCUCCACGGAGGAGCGCCGGAAGCUCUUCGAGCAGGAGGUGGCCCAGCGGGAGGCCCAGAAACAGCAGCAGCAGCUCCAAAACCUGGGAAUGGCGUCCCCGCUCCCCUACGACUCCAUGGGCUACGGGACCCCCCACCACAGCUUCCUGGGGUACCCCCCCGGCUACCCCAUGCAGGCCUACGUGGACCCCAGCAACCCCAACGCCGGCAAGGUGCUGCUGCCCACGCCCUCCAUGGACUCCAUGUGCUCUCCGGCGGGAUACGAGCACUCCCAGACUCUGGUGGGGCACGCGGUGGAGCCGGCCCUGGGCGCGGCGGCGCAGCCGGUGCCGGUGGUGCAGCACGUGGCCGCCGCCGCCGCCGCCGUGGAGGUGCCGCCGCCGCAGUACGUGGCGCCGGGCGAGGCCGUGGUGCACCCCGAGCCCAACGUGGCCGUGCUGCCGGUGGCGGCGCCGGGGGCCGUGCAGGGCCAGGGCUACGGCCCCGUGUGGGAGUCGGGCCAGCAGGCCGUGGCCGUGCAGCAGCCCUACUCCCCCGCCCAGUCCCAGCCCACCAUCUACUACCAGGGCCAGACCUGCCAGACCGUCUACGGCGUCACCUCGCCCUACUCGCAGACCACCCCGCCCAUCGUCCAGAGUUAUGCCCAGCCAGGUCUCCAGUACAUCCAGGGCCAGCAGAUCUACACGGCUCAUCCCCAGGGAGUCAUUGUCCAGCCCCCCCCAGCCGUGACCACCAUCGUGGCGGCCGGGCAGCCCCAGCCCAUCCAGCAGCCAGAGCUUGUGGUGACCAACAACCUCCUGGACCUGCCUCCACCUUCUCCUCCGAAGCCCAAGACCAUCGUCCUCCCUCCCAACUGGAAAACGGCCCGAGAUCCCGAGGGGAAGAUCUACUACUACCAUGUGGUCACCAGGCAAACCCAGUGGGAUCCUCCGACGUGGGACAGCCCCGGGGACGACGCCGGCCUGGAGCACGAGGCCGAGAUGGACCUGGGGACCCCCACGUACGACGAGAACCCCAUGAAGUCUUCCAAGAAGCCCAAGACGGCGGAAGCCGACACGUCCAGCGAGCUGGCCAAGAAGAGCAAGGAGGUGUUCCGGAAGGAGAUGUCCCAGUUCAUCGUGCAGUGCCUGAACCCCUACCGCAAACCCGACUGCAAGGUGGGCAGGAUCACCACCACCGAGGACUUCAAACACCUCGCCCGCAAGCUGACCCACGGGGUGAUGAACAAGGAGCUCAAGUACUGCAAGAACCCCGAGGACCUGGAGUGCAACGAGAACGUCAAACACAAAACCAAGGAGUACAUCAAGAAGUACAUGCAGAAAUUCGGGAUCCUCUACAAGCCCAAAGAGGACACGGAGCUGGAAUAGCACCUGGAAUAAACCCCAUCUCCCCCAUCCCGUCCCUUCCCGCCAGGAUUGGCCCUUUGGAACUCCCCCAACCUGGGAAUUUUA